AUGCUCGGUCUCUCGUGGCUCCGGCGCCGGCCGCUCUCGAACGGUGGAGGGGGCGACGCAGCGCGACCGCGCUCGCCAGCUACCACUACGGCGGCUGUGCCCACAGCACCCGCCGCGUCGCUGAGUGAAGACUGCGCCAUGAUCUCGGCGGCAAUCAUGGCGCGGACAGCUGUUCGACGGCGUGAAGGCCGCGUGCGGCUCGCUCGUUGCCUCCGCGAUGCGGUCGCGGCUGAGAUGCGGCAGCGUGCGAGUCGCCUCCAGGUCGUGCGAGCCAAUGCCUGCCUGCGUGCAGAGCGGCAGAAGGCUUGCCGGGAGCUUCUCGACGUGCCGCUCUUGCUUCUGGCUGCUCCCAGCGACGACGUGCUCGCUGCGAGCGAGCACGCAAAGGAGAUGGACGUCAGCGGCUUUGACUUCGCCGCGAGCGACCACGCGCUGCACGCCCUUCGUGGCGACUGCCGCGACUGCGUCACACGCCUGACUCAUGUUCUCGACGCUGCGGAGCGCGGGUCGAAACGGCGGGUUGACAAGAUCGCGGAAGAUGAGGCGGCAGCUGCGGCGGUCGUGGCAGCCAAGGCCCAGGCAGACGAGGUGGCACGCCUGGCCGAGACGCGAGCACGUUCGGCGACCCUGGCUGCCGAGAUUCGUGAGUCACGGGCGCGAGAUGCCGAGGCGCGCGCGCUGGCGAGGUUGGCAGAGGUCAAUGCGCUGCUCUCGACCAACCACAUCAGCCCCAAAGCCAAACGCCACAAGGGCGUCAUCCCAGCGAGGCCGCGGCCACCGACCAACAACGGCCAUCUGGGGCGAGCCAUGUACGCUUCGAAGUUGGCGCAUCGGCGGUCAAACGCGGAGUUCGAUAUCUUUUCUGACUUGUGA
This is a messenger RNA of Emiliania huxleyi CCMP1516, 873 nucleotides long. RefSeq lists its product as hypothetical. Bases 1 to 873 code for a protein of 290 amino acids. The transcript has a single exon. The record is from RefSeq and is a predicted model, not a curated record. NCBI's taxonomy places the organism in Eukaryota, Haptophyta, Isochrysidales, Noelaerhabdaceae.